Xiphias gladius (swordfish) is the source of this 8676-nucleotide messenger RNA. It is a transcript of the gene clasp1a, whose product is annotated as cytoplasmic linker associated protein 1a. Lineage: Eukaryota; Metazoa; Chordata; Actinopteri; Istiophoriformes; Xiphiidae. Gene Ontology annotation, cellular component: cytoplasmic microtubule; microtubule organizing center; spindle microtubule. The transcript is spliced from 45 exons. The record is from RefSeq and is a predicted model, not a curated record. Gene Ontology annotation, molecular function: kinetochore binding; microtubule binding. Bases 1112 to 6025 code for a protein of 1637 amino acids. Gene Ontology annotation, biological process: mitotic spindle assembly.
CCUGUAUCAGUAGAAAAAAGCGCAGGUGUAAAUAAUAAAGUGAAUGGUAGCUAAGUACCAUUUAGCUGCUUCAGUUUCAGGGUCCUGGUAUUGCCAUGCUGGCUUACUGUCACACUAUCAUGGCUGAUUGGUACACUUGAAUACAACAGCGCCAUCUAUAAUGUUAUUAGAAACACCUGUGUUUUUGCUUCUAUGAUUAGUUUAAGUACCUGCUGUGAAAAAAAAGGCCAGUUUGUGUCAUUCACUGUACAUUGUGCCUGUGUUUGGUUGCCUUCACACACUGAAUACAGUACACUCAAAGCUGCAACAAUCACACAAUAAGAACUUCUGCAAUGAUAAUGACAUGAAGCAUGUUUCCACGACCAAAUAGAAGUUUUCCAAGUGCCAACAUCAUCCCUGGGUCGACUGCGCCUGCGCACGACGAUCCCAUUCUUGUCCUGCAGGCAACAUUCCGGGUGGAGAGUGUGAGAGAAAAAGAAAGACAGAGGAGAUUUCAGGCCGUAGACUGUAUAUUUACAACAAGGAAUAAACAGUCGUAUGUCCGAGCCAGCUGCGGCACUUAAGCAGGAUAUGGGCUCCCCAGGGCAAAUCCCGGGACAAGACAUGGAUCUCUAAGCCAGUCCCCUCCAUCCAUCUACAUUUGCUGCCUUGCCUGCUGCUAGCCUACACCACCUCUUCUACCCCAGCUAUAGUGGUUUGGUUCAGGCUCCUCUAAGAAAGAAGAGGAAGAAAAAACCCAAGUGGGAGGGUGCAGUAAACUUUCCCCAGCUGCUGUCCAGACACACACAUGCUGCAUUGCUGCCAUUCCCCAAGCCCUCCUCCAUCCAUCCCUGGGGCACGGCCACUAGCUUGCUAGCGAGCUAGCCCUUGGCACAAAAAGAAGGCCUGUCCUCGGGUAUAAAUAAAUACAAGCAGAGUGUGUACACUUGCCCCUUUCUUUUUCUCCCUUUUCUGGGUCAACCAGCCACAUACUCACCAAGUGAGGCUCCUUUUGUUUAGCUGUCAGUCCCACUGCUUUGAGCAGUGGAGGAUUGCUAGUAGACAGUCAGUCAGUCAGUCAGUCAGCAAGGCAGACUGAGGAAGCCAGGGGGGGUGUUUAUCAAAGGCCAGGAUGAUGGAGCCCAGCAUGGAGAACUGCCUGGCCCAGGUCCUACAGAAGGACAUGGGCCGACGGCUGCAGGUAGGACAAGAGAUCAUUGAUUACAUUUUGGACAAGGAGAAGUCUCACGACCUGGAACAGGAUCAGACAGCACUGGACAAAAUGGUUGACGGCAUCGCCAGCUCCUGGGUCAACUCCAGCAACUUCAAGGUGGCUCUGCUUGGCCUGGACCUCUUAUCUGCCUUAGUGACAAGGUUACAGGAGCGAUUCAGGGCCCAGGUGGGAACAGUUCUGCCCAGCCUUAUUGAUCGUUUGGGAGAUGCCAAAGACCAAGUGCGAGACCAAGACCAAACACUGCUGCUAAAGAUCAUGGAACAAGCUGCCACGCCGCAGUACGUAUGGGACAGAAUGCUGGGAGGCUUCAAACAUAAGAACAACAGGACCAGAGAAGGAGUGUGCCUUUGCCUCAUCGCCACACUGAACACAUAUGGAGCUCAAGGCCUGACCCUCAGUAAAAUUGUUCCCCACAUAUGUAACCUCUUGGGGGACCCCACAAGUCAGGUACGUGAUGGAGCUAUGAGCUGCUUGGUAGAGAUCUACAGACAUGUGGGUGAGAGGGUGAGGAUGGAUCUCAGCAAGAAAGGCCUGCCACAGUCACGGUUGAAUGUAAUCUUCAGCAAAUUCGAUGAAGUCCAAAGAUCCGGAAACAUGAUCUCAUCCUCUGGCUCAGAUAAGAACUUUGAGGAUGAGGACUCCAUGGAUGGAGGCCGGUCCUCCUCCUCAUCAUCCUCAAAAGCACCCCCCAGUGGCAGGAGGACUGUAAUGAGUGCUGUUAGGAGACCCAGCUCAGCCACCCCAGCUAAGGCCACAGGUAAAGAAGCAGGUGCUGGUGCUGUUGAUGAAGAGGAUUUCAUCAAAGCUUUUGAAGACGUGCCCUCAGUCCAGAUCUACUCUAACAGGGAGCUAGAGGACCAGCUGACCAAGAUCAGAGAAGUGUUGUCUGAUGAAAAACAUGACUGGGAGCAUCGAGUGGUGGCGCUGAAGAAGAUCCGUUCGCUCAUGUUGGCUGGGGCCGCUGAGUAUGAUGGUUUCCCUCAGCAGCUGCGUCUCCUGGAGGCUCCAUUCAAGCUAUCAGCUAAGGACCUGCGCUCCCAGGUGGUCCGCGAGGCCUGCAUCACACUGGGAUAUUUGUCAUCAAUUCUGGGUAACAAGUUUGACCAUGGAGCAGAGAGUGUCAUGCCCAUACUGCUGAACCUUGUGCCCAACAGUGCCAAAAUCAUGGCCACAUCAGGAAUGGCCACCAUCCGCCUCAUCCUCAGGCACACACACUACCCACGUUUGAUCCCCAUCAUAACCAGUAACUGCGCCUCCAAAUCCGUAGCAGUAAGAAGGCGCUGUUAUGAGUUCCUAGACCUCAUGUUACAAGAGUGGCCCUCUAAUACACUGGAAAGACAUGUGGCUGUUCUGACUGAGACCAUCAGGAAAGGCAUACACGAUGCUGACUCUGAGGCCAGAUCCAUUGCUAGAAAGUGCUAUUGGGGUUUCCAUGGACACUACAGCCGGGAGGCAGAGCAUCUGUUCCAGGCGCUAGAGUCCACCUAUCAGAAGGCCCUCCAGUCUCACCUAAAGAGCUCUGACAGCAUUGUGUCUCUACCCCAGUCUGACCGUUCCUCAUCGUCUUCCCAAGAGAGUCUUAACCGGCCAUUGUCUGUGAAGAGUGUCAUUGGAGGGAGCAUAACAAGGAGUAAGCUGGUGAGCGCCAGGGUGCCUACUACAUCGGGUUCCCUCCAGCGUUCCCGUAGUGACAUUGAUGUAAACGCUGCCUCUAAUGCCAAGUCACGUCUGUCCACCGUCCCCGCCUCUUCACCGUUCAGCUCUGCAGCUGCCCUUCCCCCAGGGUCCUACGCCUCAUUAGGUCGUGUUCGUACCAGGAGACAGAGCUCCGGCAGUGUGGGUGGAGCCAGUACUUCUGUGGUGGACAGCAGGGGACGAAGCCGAGCCAAAGUGGUCUCCCAGUCCCAGCGAUCCAGAUCAGCCAAUCCCAUCAGUGCUGGCAGUCGCUCCAGCUCCCCAGGGAAACUGCUUGGCCACAGCAGCUAUGGCCGGAUCCCUCGAGCCACGGCGUCAGCCUCUACCACGCCAGCUGACAAGCGCAGCAGGAUCCCUCGCAGCCAGGGCUGCAGCCGAGAGACGAGUCCCAGCCGAUUGGGUCUUGCCAGCCUGUGUGGUAAAGCUCUUCUUCCUGCUGCUCUUCCCUACCGCACGCUAGCCCGGAGCCGCAUUCCCCGCCCCAGCAUGAGUCAAGGUUGCAGUCGCGACACCAGUCGCGAGAGCAGCCGUGACACCAGCCCUGCUCGGGGCUUCACUCCUCUGGCCUCCCGACGUCACUCCCGUUCAACCAGCGCGCUCUCCACAGCCGAUCCCCACAGCCAGUCAGACCGAUAUGGUUUGAUUCAUCAAGCGAGAAUCUCUGCAUCAGUCAAUGCCAUGAGGGUCCUUAAUACUGGCACUGAGGUGGAGGCGGCAGUUGCUGAUGCUCUGCUAUUAGGAGACUCCAGGAAUAAGAGGAAGCCAUUGAGGCGGAGGUACGAAUCACCAGGGAUGUACUCUGAUGAUGAUGCCAACAGUGACGCAUCUAGCGCCUGCUCGGAGCGCUCAUACGGUUCACGAAAUGGAGGCAUACCCCAUUACCUGCGCCAGACAGAGGAUGUCGCAGAGGUCCUCAACCAUUGUGCCAGCUCCAACUGGUCAGAGCGGAAGGAAGGCCUACUUGGCCUGCAGAAUCUCCUCAAGAGCCAAAGAAUACUAAGCCGAGUGGAACUGAAACGACUUUGUGAGAUCUUCACAAGGAUGUUUGCAGAUCCCCAUAGCAAGAGAGUGUUUAGCAUGUUCCUGGAGACUCUUGUGGACUUCGUCACAGUACAUAGGGAGGACCUGCAGGACUGGCUUUUUGUCCUGCUCACUCAGCUGCUGAAGAAAAUGGGGGCAGACCUACUUGGUUCCGUCCAAGCCAAAGUCCAGAAGGCCCUGGAUGUCACAAGGGAGUCUUUCCCAUUUGACCAACAGUUCAACAUUCUGAUGAGGUUUAUCGUUGAUCAGACUCAGACACCAAACCUCAAGGUAAAGGUGGCCAUUUUAAAGUACAUCGAGUCCCUGGCUCGACAGAUGGACCCGACGGAUUUUGUCAACUCCAGUGAGACACGCUUGGCUGUAUCGCGCAUCAUCACCUGGACCACUGAACCCAAAAGCUCUGAUGUCAGGAAGACCCUUCAUAACUGGGUGAGCGAGGAACUAACUUGCAGGUCCAGUACUGCAGCCUUACUGUCUACUGAGGGCAACCAGGAAGAAAGGUGUAAGCAGGCAGCCCAGGUGGUGCUGAUCGCCUUGUUUGAGCUCAACACCCCAGAGUUUACCAUGCUGCUGGGAGCCCUGCCCAAAACUUUCCAGGACGGAGCCACCAAACUGCUACACAACCACCUGAAAAACUCCAGCAAUACCAGCAGCAGUGUGGGGUCUCCGAGCAAUACCAUUGGACGGACGCCACCUCGCCACACCCCCAGCAGAACCAGCCCCCUCACAUCUCCAACAAACUGUUCCCAUGGAGGACUGUCUCCAAGUCGGUUAUGGGGUUGGGGUGUCGACGGACUGUCAAAGCACCCUCCUGCCCCUCCUCCUCCUCCUCCGCCUCACUCCACCCCUGCUGCCCCCUCCCUAAGGGUCCUGCGCAGAGCAUAUUCACCCAGUAUGAUGGAGUAUGACACCGAGAACAUGAACUCUGAAGAGAUCUACAGCUCACUGCGAGGUGUGACAGAGGCCAUCCAGAGCUUCAGCUACCGGAGCCAGGAGGACCUGAAUGAGCCAAUCAGACGGGAGGGCAAGAGGGAUGACGCAGCUGGGAGAGAAGGAGUAGCAUCGUCCCCUGGCUCUGAUGCUCGCUUGGGCUUGGACAUGGUGGAAGGAGGUCGCACUGCCUUGGACAACAAAACCUCACUACUCAACACACCAUCACCACGCUCUUUUUCCGGGCCACGGAGUCGUGAGUUUGCCCCUUAUGGCUACGGAGAUACCAUUUGUACCUAUGACAAGAGUGCCCUGAAGGAAGCUGUCUUUGACGAUGACGUGGAGCAGUUCCGCGACUGCCGACGUCAGGAAAGUGGUGAAAACAAGAUGACGGUCCCCAAGGUGUUUGCUCCUGUCAGCCAGGACCACUCAGACCUUGUAGCCGACUUGCUUAAGGAACUGUCCAAUCACAACGAGCGUUCUGAGGAGCGUAAAGGUGCCCUGGUGGAGCUGCUGAAGAUCACGCGAGAAGACAGCCUGGCUGUGUGGGACGAACACUUUAAAACCAUCCUCCUCCUCCUGCUGGAGACACUGGGUGAUAAAGAUCACACCAUCCGAGCCCUGGCCCUGCGUGUUCUGAAAGAAAUUCUGAGGAACCAGCCAGCUCGCUUCAAAAACUAUGCGGAGCUAACCAUCAUGAAGACUCUGGAGGCUCACAAAGACUCUCACAAGGAGGUGGUGCGUGCAGCUGAGGAGGCGGCGUCCACCCUGGCCGGUUCCAUCCACCCGGAGCAGUGCAUCAAGGUGCUGUGCCCUAUUGUGCAGACAGCCGACUACCCCAUAAACCUGGCUGCCAUCAAGAUGCAAACCAAAGUCAUUGAACGCAUUGCCAAGGACUCGCUACUACAGCUGCUGCCCGACAUAAUCCCUGGACUCCUACAGGGCUAUGACAACACAGAGAGCAGCGUUCGCAAGGCCAGCGUGUUCUGUCUGGUGGCUAUCUACUCUGUGAUUGGCGAGGAGCUCAAACCCCACCUGGCACAACUCACAGGCAGCAAGAUGAAGUUACUGAACCUGUACAUCAAGCGGGCCCAAACGACCAACAGCAAUAGCAGCAGUUCCUCGGACGUCUCCUCUCACAGUUAAUGGAACGAGUUUUCUUUUGGAAACGGCGUUCUAGGAUUUCCAGGGCAUAGCCUUGCUUCUUUCAGCCUUUUCCGUCUCUGAGCUUCCCCUCCUCCUCAUCGUAACGCAAGCUCCACUGCGCUUUUCUCCUGUUUCGGGGGGAUGUUGUCAACCUAUUUGUCAUGUAGUUCCUUCGUCCUCCCCACCCCUGCUCUCAAAACUUUUGAAUGUAACUGUGGAUUGAUUUUAGACUGGUGGGGAGGGAAUCAACAUGUUUGGAGUUUUUGGAUUUAGGAAAUGCAAUUUCUCUUCCUCCAUGGUUCUUCCUCUACACCACCUUUUGUCAAUGGAAUCCCGUUUCUCCUCGAGCCCUCAGAUUUGGUAGCACAAGGAGUUCAUACAUAAAACUAUUAAUUAUUCACAUCAAAGUAGAGAAAUGUACAAGUGAAAUUUCUGUCAAAUCAACAAUUUGUAAUGAAGUGUCAUUUGGCUGGCCCAAUGAUGGUAAUAAGCCUAUAGGUUUUGGGAUGAAUACUGGUUUGGGAGCAUAAAAACAAAAUAUUGCAAGAAAGACAAAAUGUGCAAGGGCAUAAUUAGACAAAAAAAGAAAGUACUGUAUGAGCAUAUGUAGUUAUUGUUUUAAGUUUAUGGAUCGAGAUCAGGGCUAAUAGAGGCCUAUGCGUCGAUUUUAGUCUUUUUUUUUAAUGCUCAUUUGUAAUUAAGGGUCACUUAAUAAAUUGAAUCCCCUUUUCACAAAAUUGAUGCACAAGGUACCAAGUUGCUAAAAGACAACUUUUCAGCUACAGAACUGACAAUCCUUCAAAUUUUGUGCAUAUCUUUAUUUUGAGGUACAGAAGAUGAAAUUGCUGUUAAACUGCACAAUUGAAGAUGGCUGAAUUUGUCGUGAAAGUCACAGUCGGCAGACAGAGUAGAAGUUUAGUCCAGGAAAAGUUGUGUUGUCUGUAUUUUCACACUGAACUUUCUGCAUUAAGUGCAAAAACAGAGCUUUUUGUUUAUCAUGCUUUCACAAACGGAAGAUGCCAUUUGUUGCCAUUUGUGGCAUCCAAAUCUACGCUGAGUGACUCCGUCUGAAGAGGAAGUCCUUUGUAAAUACUACAGAUGUUUUCCCUGUUUGGAGUUGGGAGAGAGACCAGUGAUCCGAGACGGUGAAAAAGACAUUACCAGGCCUUAUUCACUUUACACACGCUAAUGUUGUUGGCUAGGACUUGGCUGGGAGAGUGAAUGGCAUGGACAGCACUGUAACUCUUGGCUCUCAAAAAAUGUGAAUCUGCAGGAAAACAGACCCUUGUGGCGAUUUUGAUGAUGAAGCAAAUACAGUAUUAGUUGUUCCCUCUGAUCUCCUUCAGUUCCCCUUCAUGUAACCACAGCUUCUGCAAUAACCCUAAAUCCACAAUUAAAGGUAUUUUGUACAUACAGUUUUUGACCACUGCUUUGCAAAAUUUUACAUAAUGUCGAAAAAAAAGUGAACAGGUUGACCAACGUUUUUGCAUGUUACCAAAUAGCUUGCAUGUAAUCUGCAGCACCUGUCAACUUUGUGCUGUUUUGGAGGGCCCAGGUUUUUGGCUGUCAAAGUGCACUUGAAACAUCAUUAGAUUACUCAUCUCUGAUCUAAUGUUUCAGAGGAGGUAGUCACAUUAGCCAUGCUCAUAUGUAAAAGGUACAAAAUGGAGCAACAACAUGACCAAAACCAUGUGUUUGGUGUAGUUAAGUUGGUAGAAGUACUCAGGCAGGGUAUCAAAAAGCUUUAAAAUGUUGGAUUCCUGCUAUGAGACACUACAUGGAUCCCUGAAUGGAAGAGUUUCCCCAUUCGUUCAGAUUUUUAUUCUUGGACAUGGUUUGGUUUGUCAUGGUACAGUUAAUCUACUGUAGGAAAGGAUCAGACUCAUACUGCUUUUUUAAAUUCUGUUAUCUCAUUUGCUAACUUCUAGCAAAUUUACUCCCAUAAUUAUUAUUAUUAUUAUUAUCAUUAUGUUGAUAAUGAUGAUGAGGAAAUAAAAGUAUUCCUGAUUUCACCUGGGGACAUCUUGAGUCCUUGGAUGGCCAGUUUGGCUGUUAAUGUUUCAGUUAAGUGGUGUUUUCGUUCAGGGAAUCCACUGACAAGGGGCCAAUUCUGCUUAUUUAAGUAUUUAAGUAAAUGAAUGUACAGAAUUUGCAUAUGUUAUAAUUUACUUUUUAAGUAUUGGUACUGAAAAUAAUUUCAACGACAUGCCGCCCUGCUCAAUCUGUAAUAUUCCUCUGCGCUCUGCCUGACUUUCACCCAAAUCCCUGCAACAGUUUAAGACCAUUAAUCAGCUGGGUUUUGUUUUUAAUGGGGAUUCUCCCAGUUAAGCAAAUCUGUAGUUGGCAAAAGGGGAAAGUUCACCAGACACCAAACCACCAGUCACUAGCAUCUCUUAUCACAUUGCUGGUCCCAGAAACAGACAAGAUGCUAUUCCUUGCAAACUGUUCACUAUGCAUGUUCUGCAGUACACUGUCUUUCUUUUGUCUCGAUCGGUCAUGUAAUAUUCAUACCUGUAUUUAUAUAUUUUAUUUUAUUUUAUCUUAUUUUAUUUUAUUCUCUCAUGAUAAACUGUACAGAAGGGUUUUUUUUUUUGUUUUUUUGUUUUUUUGUUAAAAUCCACCUGUGAUAGAUUUGCAACAAUGUAAAGAAA